Silurus meridionalis is the source of this 2931-nucleotide messenger RNA. RefSeq names its product BRF1 RNA polymerase III transcription initiation factor subunit a (gene brf1a). The transcript is spliced from 20 exons. The record is from RefSeq and is a predicted model, not a curated record. Gene Ontology annotation, biological process: transcription preinitiation complex assembly; DNA-templated transcription initiation; transcription by RNA polymerase III. Gene Ontology annotation, molecular function: TBP-class protein binding; RNA polymerase III general transcription initiation factor activity; RNA polymerase III type 3 promoter sequence-specific DNA binding. Lineage: Eukaryota; Metazoa; Chordata; Actinopteri; Siluriformes; Siluridae. Bases 317 to 2350 code for a protein of 677 amino acids. Gene Ontology annotation, cellular component: nucleus; transcription factor TFIIIB complex; transcription preinitiation complex.
AUUGCACGUUGACCAUGUGCAGUUUGUUGAUCUGGUCGUGUAAUCUUUCUGUAAUAACCUGGAUAAUGCUGAUUGUGCUAAGUGCCAGAUAAAAACGGUGACCUGAGAUUUUACGGUUUUCUUACAAAUCUACCGGUUUUGUGUUUUACUGAAUUACAGAGACUUUAUUUUCGUGGGAGAGGAAACCAAACUGAGCACGCGCGCCUGCUAAAUCAAACAGGAUAUUGAAAGGAAGCUGGUUUCCAUCUGCUGCAGUGUUCUUUUCCUCCUCGUCAUCACCCGUUUCUCCUUCUGAGCAACUCACUGCAACGCCAACAUGCGGAGGUGUAAGAACUGCGGUGGGACAGAUGUGGACGUGGACCAGGCUCGCGGUGAUGCCGUGUGUAUGACCUGCGGCUCCGUGCUCGAAGACAACAUCAUCGUCUCCGAGGUGAUGUUUGUGGAGAGCAGCGGAGGAGCCUCGUCAGCGGUCGGACAGUUUGUGGCCUCAGACUCCCAGGGCAAUGUCCCGUCUCUGGGUGCGAACUUCACUGGGAUGGGAAAAGAGUCCAGAGCGCAGACAUUACAGAACGCAAAGAGGAAUAUAAAUCACCUGGGCCACCAGCUGCAGAUGAACCAGCACUGCCUGGACACUGCCUUCAACUUUUACAAGAUGGCGCUGUGUAAACGCCUGACCCGCGGGAGGAAGGCGGCCCACGUCAUCGCCGCCUGCCUUUACCUGGUGUGCAGGACGGAGGGCACGCCUCACAUGCUGCUGGAUCUCAGCGAUCUGCUGCAGGUCAACGUGUAUGUUCUGGGAAGAACGUUCCUGGUGUUGGCCAGAGAACUCUGCAUCAAUGCUCCAGCCAUAGAUCCAUGUCUGUACAUCCCCCGCUUUUCCCACAUGUUGGAGUUCGGCGAGAAGAGCCACGAGGUGUCCAUGACGGCGCUGAGACUCGUGCAGAGGAUGAAGAGGGACUGGAUGCACACGGGACGAAGGCCAUCGGGGCUUUGCGGAGCAGCUCUGCUGGUUGCCGCGCGUAUGCACGAGUUCCGUCGCACCAUCAAAGACGUAAUCGGUGUGGUUAAAGUGUGUGAGGCCACGCUGAGGAAGAGGUUGAGUGAGUUUGAGGACACGCCCACUAGCGAGCUGACCAUCGACGAGUUCAUGAGGGUAGAUCUGGAACAGGAGUGUGACCCGCCCUCGUUUAAAGAUGGACAGAGGAAGACCCGGCUGCAGAAGAUUGAGGAGGAGCUGGCUAAGAAGAUUGACGACGUUCAGGGUGAAAUCUCGGGUUAUCAGGAUGAGAUUGAAAUGGAGCUGGACAUCAGUCGACCCAAAUCCAGAGGGAUUUUUGCCGCUUAUGCAAAAAAUGACGACGCCGUCUCAGUGACGUCCUCCAGCGUGCACGAUCUCAACGACGAGGGUGAGGAUGAAGAUCUGCGGGUCGCGGCAUCUCACCUGAGCAAAGACCUUCCUGGCAUCAGUGACGGAAAAGAGCGGCGGGACGAUGACGGACAGGAAGCGAGAGAGGAAGAAAGAGUCUCUCAAUCCAAGCGCCCGUCUCUGGAAGCUCUGCUUGGGCCGCUGCCAACCGCCGCCAGCCUCGGCCUGUCCGACUCCAUCCAUAAGUGCGUGGGAGAGGAGAAGGAGAAUGAGAACGAUAGUGUGUCGGACGGUGGUGAGCUGGACCUGAGCGGGAUCGACGACGGCGAGCUUGAGUGGUACAUCCUCAAUGAGAAGGAGGUGAAGAUUAAAACUGAGCUCUGGAUGCUGGAGAACGCAGACUACCUCAAAGAACAGAAAGAAAAGGAGGAGAGAAUAGCAAAGGAGAAAGAGCUGGGUAUCUACAAAGAGAAAAAGCCGAGGAAAACGACUCAGAGGCGAGCGCCGAUCAACGCCAGCACAGCUGAUGAGGCCAUUGAAAAGAUGCUGGAGCAGAAACGGAUUUCCAGUAAGAUCAACUAUGACGUCCUGAAGGACCUGAACCACUCGAGCGUGAAGAGCCCUCCACCUGAACCGAAGGAAUCCCCGGGUCGCUCCACACAGAGGAGGACACCGUCAUCACGUCCUCGCAGGGUCAACGAGCUCACGGCCAGUCUGGCAAAGCCGGCCAGCAACUUCGGCAAGAGGUUACGGCCACUGAUCUCGGCUCAGCCUGCUAAGAAGCCUCUUCUGGAUCAGCUGGUGUCCGAUGCACCGGACGCCCCUGCUGUGGUUACCCACAAUGCCGUGGUGGUGGAGAGCGGGCCCGUGGCAUAUGAAGACCUUGGAGAGGAGGAGGACGAGGAAGAGGAGGAGCAGUGCGUCAGUGCCAUGGCGCUUAUGGGAGGAGACGAUUACGGCUAUGAUUUUGACGACGAAGAUUGAUAAGGAGAGGAACGGACGUUCUUCUGACUGAGAUAUAAAGCCUCUGCGCUGAUCCUGCACAUGCUGAGGUGUUACACUUACAUGACUAGCCUGUGGACAAUAUUGCAUGUAAUAAAGUGAUCAUGAUGAGACUGUACAAAUGUAAAAAGUGAAAAUUACUAACUGCUGGCUGUACUUUAUCUGAUCAGUGUGUUAUAUUUGUAUUUAUUACAAUAGGCCCAUAGACAAUUGUUAAACACUUCGUAUUUGCAUUGCUAUUGUUUCACACAUUAUUUAUUAGCACACCAACAUGCAGAUGAUUAUUUUUCUGUUACACCACCACACGGGGUCUGUGCUCCGUUAUCCUGAUACUGUGCGCAUCAUAUGUUCAUAUUGAGCCUUGAGACGUGACGUCAUUAUAAUUUUUUCUGCUAUUGUAGUAGCGGAGUCUUGCUCUGCUCACUUUGCUCCCUCUAGCGCUCAUUACCGGUAAUCGCACACAGCUUUCCGGUACACUACCUGCAUACGCAUAGUCAAGACCCUAAAUAUAAGCAAAUAUAUCUAUUUUAUUCUCUCUGAUUUUUAUAAAUCACAUGUAAGAA